AUGGAGAGUGUUCAAACUGUGGAUCGCCUUUUACCCCAAGCCCCGUCUUUCGGAACCGACAGCGGAACUUCCUGCAACUUACUGCCGAGGGCCAGUGUGAAGCUAUCAUCUGACCGGUCCUUCUUUUCAGAUCAUCUUUCCCGUACGAAAUCUGUAUCGUCGGCCUUGAGCGACAAGACUGCCACCGAAAAGGAGACGCCCGCCACAUCAUCCAAACCACACCGAAGAUCACGAUCAAACAGUAGCCCAGCACGCCCACCGUCCUCAGGAAACUCCGUGCCGAAGAAAGAUACUGAGAAUGUUGUCGCGAAGCCAGAGGAGAAGGAAAAGCCACUGCCACCAUCAGUGCCGGAGAAAACUGCCGAACCGAAACUACCGGCUACCCCAUCCCCAGCAUCGCAGAGAAGUGCUCCGAAACCAGUCGGCGGACGGCGAAAUUCAUGGAUCUCUAGUCUGAGCUCAAAGUUCUCUUCUGGGUCAACCCCACCAUCUCAGUCAAGUCUCAAGGGCUCACCGGCGAGCCCCAAAACCACCACCUCUCCCCUCGAUGCGCACAAUCCAUUUGGGGCAGCAUACUCGCCAAAGGACAAGGAGGACGAGAAGAAGGACGAGCAAAGUCCCUUCACCUCAUCGUCACCCAAAGGCCCCUCAUUCCUUCACAAUGCUUUGCGCAAGUUUUCAUCUAACUCGGGUGGACUGCCCAAGUUGCCACCCAACGGGGUGUGUUGCCCUCGCCGAGUGAUGAAUUUGGAUCCAAACCGAGAGCGCUGCAAGAUUUCCGAGUUGAACCAAUCUAAACUGAACCGAGUCGCAUUUUGUGUAGACGUGGAGAUUGCGGGUAUCUCUCAUCGAGACACCGAUGAAGAUGCUCCCCCCACUAACCAGCUACGCCAACCCCUCCCCGAGUCGCACCGCCAAAAGGCUAAGAAGGCCGAGGCGGCCAAGGAGCAAGGCAAACAGGAAGCUGAAGCACCAAAAGAGCCCCAAUCCGCAGUAGUUGAGAAAGAUACCCCGGCUCCGGCUCUGGCUCAGGAUUUUGCAUCUGCUCAGGGCACAUCGCCAUCGCCAUCUCCACCUACCGAAGCAAGCAGCCCACCAAAUGCGGAGCCCGUCCCCUCCGAGCCCAACAAUUCUAGCACAACACCCGCUACAGAUGCGAAGCCCAACGGCGAAGGCAAAGAUCCGUCAAGGAAAGCAGAGAAGAAGAAACGAUCGGAGGAGGAACGGAAGGAACGAAAAGAACGCAAACGGAGACAAGCCGUUGCUAAUGGCUCAAUACCCUUGCAACUCUCCGCCGACACGGAAGAUGACGAAACUCGACCACCAGCAAACGCCACAAGCCGCCCCAAGACUCAAAGCCAUCCUACAACAGAUCCAGUUCGGAUCUACCGCCGAUGUUGUCAACUACGAGAAACACCGGUUCUCAAAAGAGUGGUUGAUGAGAUUUCCUCUCCUUCGUCGACUCUCGCCGAAUCUCCCGGAACUGUCGCGGCUCUCGACCUCAGUAAUUUCCCUAUGACAACGCAAGAUAUUGCAACAUUCAGUGAUUGGCUUGCGAUCGUUCCCGUUCGAAAACUUCUUCUCGAAAAUUGUUCAUUGAAUGAUGAAUCUAUUCGAGCUAUUCUGGCAGCUUUGCUUGCCACGAAGACAGUUGAACAAAUGCGGUCUCGGCGAAGACGCGCUAGGAGAGCGGAUUCGCCGCCCGUGAAGGGCGAACGAUGGGGUGUUGUGGAGAAACUGUCACUCAAGGGCAAUACCAAGAUCGGCCGCGAGGGAUGGCGCCAUAUUGGAUUGUUUGUUCAUUUGUCCAGAUCUUUGAAGGCAAUCGAUAUUUCUGGAAUUCCAUUCCCCAAAUGCCAGGUCCCAUCACCGGAUGGGUCAUCCCAGCCGUUGACCAAGCCCGAUGUCUGCAAUGUCUUCGCGGACGCUCUUGCUGAACGUUUCAGUGGCGACCAUCUUGAAGAGCUUCUGAUGAGUGAAUGCAAGCCUUCUAGCGAGCAGGUCAAGAGGAUAUGUGAGGCCGCUACGAAAAUGGGGCUGCGCCGACUAGGUCUUGCGAACAACGGCCUAACGAGAGAGAGUCUGGGACAUGUAAUCGAGUAUCUCAAGUUUGGCCAAUGCGAAGGUCUAGACCUGGGAGGAAAUAUCAUUAAGGAUGAUAUCGAUAUUCUCACAGAGGCCAUCGAACCCGAGCUGCCACUCUAUGCGCUCAGUCUUGCGGACUGCUCCUUGAACCCAUCGGUGAUCUGUCCGCUGCUUCAGGCCCUCACCCGGCUUCAUAACUUACGCUUCAUCGACUUUUCCCACAACCGAGAUUUGUUCUCGGUCCAACCGAGCUCUAUCGGUGCAUUCCGACGUUUCCUCCCCAAGAUGCCUUCUCUGAAGCGGAUCCAUCUGGCUGAUGUAGCCCUCACUUCGGAUAACGUUAUUGGCCUUGCCGAGAUUCUCCCCGAAUGCCCAAGUCUCUGCCACUUAAGUAUCCUGGAGAAUCCUCAGAUUGUCUCUUUGGCUUCUGGUACAGAUCCCGAGGUCCAAGAGGAAGCAUGCGCAGUGUAUGCUUCGAUGCUCGCCGCUGUCCGCGUGUCGCAGACAAUCAUUGCCGUUGAUAUCGAGAUUCCGACCGCGGAGAACAACGAAGUUGGCGGUGCCAUCGCCGAAGAACUGUCUGAGACGAUCUCUUCCACUCAAUCCAGAGAUGUGCCGGUGCCAGAGAUCCUGCAACACAUUGUGGGACAUGCGGGCUUCCCCGGCACAGAGGAAAUUGUCGGCGGUGACGAAGAAGACGAACCAGCUCCCGAUGAAGACUAUGUUAUUGGUGGUACUGGUGUCGUCAAGGCCCUGGGUGUCUGUCUUGGUAAUUUGGACCAGCAGGCCGGUGAAAUUGGCGGUGACCUAUCUCUGCCUCCGAGUGGCACGACCACCCUGAGACGCCGCAAGUCUCGAAGCGUUGUCACCAAGAGACCCCGUGAUAUGUCGAAGAAUCUGUUGGAGUCAGCACGUAACAUUCGCACUCGUAUCCAGUCAGCCCUUGUCCGCGAGGACCGAGCUGGUAACGAUGCUAACUAUAGACGCCUUCAAUUCUUGGACUUCACCUUGCAUAAGAUGAUCCAGCGCUUCGAGGAUGAAUAUCCCGAAACCCGUCUCCCCCAAGCAGCACCUACCUCGGUUGCGCCCGACACCGGCUCUCAACAUUCGAGCGAGGACGCCAAUGGCCCCGGUGCCCUCAGUAGCAAUCUGACCAGCAGCAUGAUCGAAAAUGAAAAUGCUGUCGACGAUGAGGAAACCGACCAAUACGCCAUCCAUCUAUCUCGCACUAGCUCAAUGACCUCCCUGCACGCUCGCGCCAUGACCUCAGAAGAAGGCCACGUCCAUCGUCUCGGCCAAAAUCUCCGCCGUGAUUUCCUAAACCCAUCUUUGGGCGAGGGCGAGGUUGACGAAGAUGACCAGUCCCAUCUCGUCGCUCUCAGGGAGAAGCUGGAGCGUCUUCACGAACAGCAAUCCCAGUCGCCCUUCGACAGCGCCCAGGCCGAAGAAGCCUUUGAGAAACUCGGCAACACGGUCGAUGAGCUCUGGGCAGCCCAACGACAAGAUGCUGAGGGUUUCGAGAAAUUCAAGCAAUCGCAGAUCGCAGCUCAGAUUAAUAGCGGUCUUCGAAUGGCUUUAUCCGGUGCUGGCGAUCCGGCAGCUGACAAGGAGGGUCAGACCUCUGAAAGCAAGUCGCCUUCUUCGUCUUAA
Messenger RNA from Penicillium cosmopolitanum, 3735 nucleotides. RefSeq names its product putative cell wall biogenesis protein Mhp1. The transcript is spliced from 4 exons. Bases 1 to 3735 code for a protein of 1244 amino acids. Lineage: Eukaryota; Fungi; Ascomycota; Eurotiomycetes; Eurotiales; Aspergillaceae. The record is from RefSeq and is a predicted model, not a curated record.